Molecule: messenger RNA, 3062 nt
Organism: Amoebophrya sp. A120
Lineage: Eukaryota; Dinophyceae; Syndiniales; Amoebophryaceae
Source: the annotation of a GenBank genome assembly
AUGGGUUGCGGCGGCAGCAAGCAGGACAGUGCGGCCACCCCGAGUGGCAGUGCUGCAGCUUCGGGCGAUAAGAAGAGCGGCUCCCCAGCAAACAAUCUCGAUGACGCUACCGCGGAGAAAAUUCCGCUUGUGGUGGAUCACACGACCGACGAGAACGCAGACACAACUCCGAAGAUGAACAAGGGCAGGGCCAAAACCAUCGAGGUAUGAAUUGCAAAAGUAUCGCACUCGUAAAAAUGCAUUACGAAUUGAGACUGACUUAGCAUUACAUAGUACAUCUGUGAUGCGGAUUUGCCUUAACAAAAAGAUUUGAAAUGUAUAAAACGCAAUUGUGUACUUUUGCACUGCAUACGAGGAACAGCAAAACAACGCGGCGCCGAGUUCCCCGGAGACCACAACUUCCGCACGCGGAGUCGGAGCUACAACAACCGGAGGAGGUGCAGCUGUAUCAACUGUAAAAAUGUCUGGGUCUGGAAGAAUUCAUGUUUGUCAUGCUUGUCUGGCAUGACUCUUAAAUCUGUCAUGCACGUUACCCAAGAGCUUCGUUUUUCUGUGAUGCAGAAGCGCAGUUUGUCAUGCAGAACAGGCAACACCUAGGAGCUCAAAAACUUGUCAUGCUGAGCCAGCAUUUGUAGCCUCAUCAUGAGCGAAACCCAGCAUCACAAGUUUCCAGACCCAGACAUUUUUACUUUUGAUAAGCUGGUAGUAAAAACAAUAAAACACUUCUCACCUCCUCGCCCCCCCCGCCCAACUUUUAUCGGGAAGUGGAUACUGCCGCGAUCCGCACAGUAGCCUCGUAUCAACUGUAAAAAUGUCUGGGUCUGGAAGAGUGCAUGUUUGUCAUGCUUGUCUGGCAUGACUCUCAAAUCUGUCAUGCACGUUACCGCAGAGUGCCACUUUUCUGUCAUGCAGAAACGCAGUUUGUCAUGCAGAAUAGGCAACACCUAGAAGCUUAGAGACUUGUCAUGCUGAGGUAGCACUUGUGGCCUCCUCAUGAUACUCCACCCAGCAUCACAAGUUUCCAGACCCAGACAUUUUUGCAUUUGAUACCUCGCCGGUGGGAACCAGUAAACCAGUGUACUGCUCUAUCCACAGUAUAUUUCCCGUACACGUAGACGUACACAUGACGUCUUUGGAUGACAAAAAGUGGCUUCGAUCCUAGUCUAGCAUGACAAGUUUUACGCUUCAAAUUGGUGGAAUUUGGAAUGCAUCUUGUACAUGUACGGGAAAUUUGUAUUGCAUAUGCUCCUCUCCGAGGGCCGGUGGAGCUGGCUCGAAACUACAGAACUCUCCGAGCAAAACGGGCGCUGACGCGUUGAUCGUGACCGGAAAAGAGAAUCUAUCCUGUGCAAACGUAUCGUACUCGUAUUGCAAUCAUGCAAUACAAAUCCUUUUGUUGAGGUAAAUUUGCAUUACAAAUUGCAUUUCUCAUGCUGAGGAAAUUUGUCAUGCAUUUAUACGAGUACGAUACUUGUUUUGCAGUUCAUAGAAUCUGUUGGAGGAAAACUGGGGGAGCCACAUUUGGGACUUCCAUAUCCUCGAUGCAAAAGUUGCAGUGCUUAUCGUGCUCGUAGUGGGAACCAUGUUUUUUAAUUAUGUUGAACCAUGCAACAACAUCAACAUUUUUCUGCCUGAUCCAGCAUGUUGACAAGCGUAAAAUUGUUUUUUCACAUUGAAAAACAAUAACAAGAAUAAUUGUGAUGCAAAAAUUCCUACAACCAGAACCAGUUCGAUGCGUUUUUAACUUUUGCACGGCAUAUUCCAAUUCCUGCUGCCAAUCGUAACCCCGACGAGCUUGUUCGAGUGGGAAGCGAACAAAAACUUCGGGAACGUGGACGAAGAGACCCGGCGAAUCGUGGCUACCGCGCAGGUGAACUUUGGGGAGUCGCUCAGAUUGUCGAAUCUGUCCAGGAAUCUGGCGGACCAGGUACACCUUGUGCAUGCUGUUGAAUACACCAGAAGUUUUUGCUAUAGUGAUUUUUUGAAUUUGAAAUAAACGGGUGUUGAUCAAAAAUGAGUUUCCACUUCAUAAAUCAAUUCAGGUUACCACUUGCCGGGACAAGAUCUCCCGUGUGCCCAGUUUGACCACCUACAUCGAGCCGCCCAAAUCCACGAAAUCCGACGCCCCCGCGGGUAGCCCAAGACAGCUCUCGCCACCCAGGAGCAUCCUGGCGCCGGUAAUGAACAGUACUUCUAGCGACAACAGAGCAAGAUCGGCAGCGGGCAAUGCAAGCAAUAGGAGAAACAGCAGUGGCAAUAAAAGUCCGAGAGGUGGAAAUAAUUCGGCUGUGCCCCCGCAGUCCUCUCCCAGGACCGUGCGCUUCGCCACUGCGGGGAGUGAGGUGGUCGUGAAUAGUACUUCCCGGUUCCUCGAGCCACCGCUGGGAUUGGUGGACGCCGUGCCCCAGGCGGUCGAUCGCAUGAACGAUACGGCGAGAGAGAUUUCCAGGAAGAGCAUGGCAAUGUAAGGUGGUCGUGAGAAGCGGUGCGGUGUUCUUGGAGAUAUAAAAUCAUUAUCGCGCAGCUACUCCAAGACGUUGCUGUACUUGUAGUAAAAACUUAAAGUGAAAAGCUCUUCUAGCAGUUGUAACUAUAGACACAAGAAAACCGCACUGGCACUCUGCAUGAUGUUGUACAUUAUUCAAUUUUUAUUUCAUUCUCUGAGUUCAGUCUUUUCAACAGGAGACGCAGGUGGUUGUAGAAUUUUCAUCAAAUAAAGUUAAAAAUUACAUUUUACUCAAGCCAGCCAGGUGUCGUCGUGAGUUCUGUAAGAUUGCAAAAUAAAGUUUUCAAACCGAUUUAAGUACACACGUGCUUUUUCCACAUGUUAGAAAUGCUCUGCAAGCAGGCCAUUUACUGUAAAAUUUGUUUUGUUUCGAUUGCACGAAGUUUUUUUUGGUAAAUGGCUCUUGUGGCUAAAUGUGCAUCAUGUCAUACGAAAAGAUGACAUAGACAUCUUCGUCAGCUCGUCUUUAAUACAGCUGCUGAUUGGCGAUUACAAUAUUAGCGCGCCCCUAAAACACAACCAAGGACUUUCUUUGCCAUUUCGUGGGGAAGUGGAC